Messenger RNA from Schizosaccharomyces cryophilus OY26, 1750 nucleotides. Its product is annotated as ORMDL family protein. The coding region runs from base 483 to 1040 and encodes 185 amino acids. Lineage: Eukaryota; Fungi; Ascomycota; Schizosaccharomycetes; Schizosaccharomycetales; Schizosaccharomycetaceae. The record is from RefSeq and is a predicted model, not a curated record. Gene Ontology annotation, cellular component: endoplasmic reticulum membrane. The transcript is spliced from 2 exons. Gene Ontology annotation, biological process: negative regulation of ceramide biosynthetic process; intracellular sphingolipid homeostasis; ceramide metabolic process.
UUUAGCUACUACUCCCGAAUUUGCAUUGUGCACAAAUAGAACGAAAAAUAGUGCCAUUGACGAAGGAAUUUUGAAAUUUUGUAGAUUUAUUAUUCUAUACGCAUUGAGUUAUCGUAGAUUCGUUUUUUUUUCGAACGAAAUCGCCUGGUUAUUCACAGAGUUUGGUCGCUGAAGGGUUUGGUAAACAUUCAUCAUCAUCCUCAAACGGCCGAAAGUAUCUAUUGUUUCUCGGUUCCACAACUGGCUUACAGUUCACUAUCGGUUUGGAAUCCUCUCUCAUUGUAGAAUUUUGGGUUGAACCCUUUUAGUUGGGUAAAAUCAUUCACUUUCUCUUGCGAUUUGGCUAGCUGGUAGCCUCUUUUUCUGAGCCCCGUUAUAUAUCUAUUGCUUACACUCGCUUUCCAGCUUUUGUGCCGAACUACCAUUACCAAAAGCUACCUAUUUUUGCUUCUGUUCUCGUUUUCGCUUACAUUUGAUUUACCAUGGGCAGCAGUAGUCGCAGAAGAUCCUCUUCCUUGGUCACCAAGGUACCUAAUCCAACCAUUGAUGAUCGAUUGGACCAAGGGUCUGCCACCAAUUAUAACUCGAAUUGGGUGAACUAUAAAGGUGCUUGGAUCAUUCACAUCGUUCUUAUUGCUGCGUUACGUCUUGUAUUUCAUGCAGUUCCGUCAGUCUCUCGUGAACUUGCCUGGACGUUGACCAACUUGACAUAUAUGGCCGGAUCUUUCACUAUGUUCCACUGGGUAACUGGAACCCCUUUUGAAUUUAAUGGCGGUGCUUACGAUCGACUCACAAUGUGGGAACAACUUGAUGAGGGUAACCAGUAUACUCCUGCACGGAAAUAUUUGCUUGUCUUACCCAUUAUCUUGUUUCUUUUGAGCACUCACUACACUCAUUAUAAUGGUUGGAUGUUUUUAGUAAAUAUUUGGGCCCUCUUCAUGGUUUUGAUUCCAAAGCUUCCUGCUGUUCACAGAAAAAGAAUUUUUGGAAUACAAAAGUUUGCUCUUCAUGACGACGAAAGCGAAACUGUAUCUCGUUAAGCCCGGAAACCCUACUUUCCGUGUUUUACUUUUAUUCCCAUGUCCGUGCAUUUGUCGUAUUGAGGUAUCCGCUGUUUGAUUCAUUGUUUUCUUUCUUUUUCGCCGAUUUUCCUUCCGUAAAGGCUUCACCAAUAUCGCUUUUAUGACAUCUUUAAAACAACCUAAAAAAUAGAUUUUCUUUGAUGACUUACUGUUUUAUGUUGAUUGUUUAACCUGUCUUAUUCUUUUUUUUUCUCUAUUUCACUAUAACUUUAGAAAAUCGUUUUUAUUAUCCGCUGGUAUUGUAAAAGGGCCGUCUCCUAACACUCGGUAAGCCCUUGUUCGUUGGUUGUUUUCUCAUUACUCCCUUGAUUUUUGUAAGUCUUAAAGUAUUCAUUCAAGCAACAUCUUGUAACGAAGAUUGAGGUUAAAGAAAUUGAAGUUGAAAUAUAAAUUUGCCUUUGUUUUGGAAGAUGCAAAGCGUAACUUUCUUUGUACUCGUUCAAGUGUAUAUAUUUCCGUAGUUGAAAGGAUUAACGCUUUCAGGCCACAUGUAUACUGAGUCAAAGAUAACAAUGUGUUUUUCUGUACCUUCAUCAUUUCUGUUUUUCCUGUUUGCUUUUCUUCAGUUGACAUCACAAAAUUGAACAUGCUUUCUGACAAAACUAUGUGCUGUAUAUACCUACUAGUCGUAUACUAUUAUAUAAAAAAUACAAAUUUUGUACUUUUAU